AUGGAGGAAUCAACCUUGAACUGCAUAAAUUCGACGACUUUUUCACCAACUCCUCGGGAAGAGGAGUGCUUUUCCAGAGAUCCGAUGCCAUUGAAAAUCAUCCGAAUUUGUGCUUAUUGCAUUGUGAUCUUCGUCUCUUUAGUUGGUAAUCUCUUGAUAAUUGCGGUGACGAGGAGAACAAAAAUGACAAGUAGAAAAUCUAUCCAUUAUCUGAUUGUGAACAUGGCCAUGGCAGACAUAUUUCUAACAGUGUACAUGCCUCGGAUGAUAGCUCUGGCUUAUGUGGGUUACGAAUGGCAGAUUGACAACCUGCCAGGCGAGAUAUUCUGCAAAAUUUCAACACUGCUUAGUCACGCUUGCAUGACUGCAUCGAUUCUCACUGUUGUGGCAAUCAGUUUUGAUCGGUUUUUAGCUGUUAUUUUCCCAUUACGAUCGUCGCUCCUCACAAUUCCAAGAACCAAGAUGAUCAUAAUUUUCAUAUGGCUCACGGCUAUUGCAUUUCGAGUACCCAUGGCAUAUUCAGCAAGCCUACACAACUUGAACGGAAAACCCCAUUGUGUCAUUGUCCUGGAUGAGACAUUCGGUGAUGGAACCAAAAAAGUCUACUACUUUCUAAAUCUCUUCAGCCUUUUUGUGAUACCAUUCUUUAUCAUUUUGAUUUUAUACACUGCCAUUUUGGUAACUCUAAAGAAACGUAAACCACCACAAGUUGACACUACUCUGAAUAUAAACCCAUGGCAACAGCGUAAAGAGGAAACUACAAGAAGAGUCCUACAACUGGCAACAGCUGUUGUGAUGGCAUUUAUAAUUUGCUGGUUUUUGUACUUCAUUCGUCUUAUCUUGUUCUCCUACAACGUCGAUGUUUCAUGCCAUAUUUUAUUUUUGCGCCUUUUUCUCGCCCACUCUAACAGCGCCAUCAAUCCAUGUCUUUACGUGGUAUUCAGUGAGAGCUAUCGACACGGAGUCAAAAAUAUCAUCUCGCAGUAUUUUCCAAAAGUUUGUUGGACAGAAAAUUAUGUUUUACCAUCGUCCGCAGCAGUUGCAAACUCUAGAGCUACAUAUCAAGAAAAAGCCGACGGAAAAUUUCCCCAUCAACGAAAUUGUAAAGGAGACAGUGCCAUGAUCGCAGAAAGGGCAAUGGAGAAUUCCAUUUCUGAUGAAGACGCAGUGUAA
This is a messenger RNA of Pocillopora verrucosa, 1173 nucleotides long. Its product is annotated as neuropeptide SIFamide receptor-like. Gene Ontology annotation, biological process: G protein-coupled receptor signaling pathway. The record is from RefSeq and is a predicted model, not a curated record. Gene Ontology annotation, molecular function: G protein-coupled receptor activity. Gene Ontology annotation, cellular component: plasma membrane. Lineage: Eukaryota; Metazoa; Cnidaria; Anthozoa; Scleractinia; Pocilloporidae.